Messenger RNA from Aspergillus luchuensis, 936 nucleotides. RefSeq lists its product as uncharacterized. The transcript is spliced from 2 exons. Gene Ontology annotation, molecular function: transmembrane transporter activity. The coding region runs from base 1 to 936 and encodes 311 amino acids. Lineage: Eukaryota; Fungi; Ascomycota; Eurotiomycetes; Eurotiales; Aspergillaceae. Gene Ontology annotation, biological process: transmembrane transport. The record is from RefSeq and is a predicted model, not a curated record.
AUGGGACAAGUCUUGGGCCCUAUUGCCGGGGGCUUUUUGACAGAGCGCACGUCAUGGCGUUGGGCGUUCUACGCAACGUCCAUCAUAGACGGCUGCGUGCAGCUCUUCGGCCUUCUCUUCCUCGACGAGUCAUACACGCCCGUUCUUCUCCGAAGGAAAAGGGACCGCCUUACGAAAGAAGGAGCCACAGGCCUUUACACAGAACACGACUUCCCAAGCGACUCAAAGCUUGAACUGAUGCGGACAAUCAUGAUCCGCCCAAUCAAGCUUCUCUCAACGCAACCCAUAGUGCAAGUCAUGGCAUUGUAUCAAGGCUACCUCUACGGUAACAUCUACAUCCUCUAUUCCUCUAUCGCAGUCCUCUGGACAACCCGUUACCACGAGAAACUUGACAUAGCAUCACUCCACUACCUCGCACUGGGCCUAGGAACAGCCUUCGCAGCAGAAGUAGCAACCCACAUCAACGACCGCAUAUUCCGCAUUCUAACUAAGCGGAACGGCGGCAAAGGUCUGCCUGAGUUUCGCAUACCCAUCAUGAUACCAGCCACAGUUAUCCUGUCUAUUGGUCUCUUCUGGUACGGCUGGAGUGCGGAAGCCCGUAUAUUCUGGCUGAUGCCGGAUAUUGGCAUUGCGCUGUUCGCGGCCGCCGCGUACAUAUGCACGGUCUCGAAUAAUAUCUACGUGGUGGAUACGUAUGGGCGAUACUCUGCUAGUGCGCUUGCUGCGACGUCAAUGCUCCGGUGUCUGGCGGGAUUUGUAUUUCCGUUGUUCUCUCCAUAUGCAUAUGAACGGAUAGGGUAUGGCUGGACCUCAAGCAUACUUGGUAUCAUUGCACUGUGCAUUGGUCUGACUGGCGUUAUAUUCAUUUGGAAGUUUGGGCAUGUAUUGAGGAAGAAGAGCCCUUAUUGUGCUAGUCGUGAUGUUGAUGAUUGUUGA